AUGUCAACUCAUUCACAACAAAAACAUCCAGAACGACAACGUUCCCAAGAAGUUAACUUUCAAACAUAUAACUGCAAUAUUCAACAAGAACAACAACCAUUGACACAAAGACCUGUGCAAUCAACUCAAUCAAGUGGUUCAUCAUCUAUGAAUAAUGAAACGAAUGAACGGUAUUUAAGUCAACAAAUUCGUACAAAACAAGUGAAUGUGAAUUUGAUUGAUUGUAUGGAAUGUUACAUACGAAUUCCGCGUUGUACGUUUGAACAACAAGCAGCUGAUUAUAAUGGAAGCCCGAACAAAGAUAUGGUUCAACAAGUACAAGAAUUUCGUCAAGAACAAGAACAAGCUUCACCAAUUACAAAUAAUGAAGGAAGAAAUGAAACUGUUGAAAAAAAACAAGAUGGGAUAAAUGAAGAUUUAAUUCAUUAUUUCAAUGAUGAGGAUGCAAUGAUGAGUCUUCUCAUCGUUGAUUUACCAUGGUCACAACCUUCACAAUACAAUUCCGCAAAUGAUGAGCACCCCGAUCAGAUUGAUUAUUUAAAUAUUGAAGAAAAUUUUUCUGAAUUUCUACAUAGUAUAUUUCGUAAUAUAAGUGUAAACAAUUCACUGUUUGAUGUUAGUAAUCAAAUGGAACAUUAUCAUGCAAUGAUUGAUGAUAACGAUGAAGAUUUAUAUAUAGAUUAUUUGGUUGACGAUUAUAAUGUCGGCGAAAAUGACAUGGAUGCAAAUGAUGAAUAUCAAGUAUAG
Messenger RNA from Rotaria sp. Silwood1, 747 nucleotides. Lineage: Eukaryota; Metazoa; Rotifera; Eurotatoria; Philodinida; Philodinidae. The record is from the annotation of a GenBank genome assembly.